AAAAAAAGGUUUCACGGAAAAUGCCUGGCGACUUCUUUAUAUGUACGGAUAUCCUCCAGAGAAAAGCAGAGAAUAUAGGAACGAAAAAAUAUAAUAAAACAAGGGAGAGAUCUUUUGAAGUAUCAGAAAAACACUGAUUUGCAUUCACAAAUUAGUAAAGCUGUUAACAUAUGGCUUCUUCUUCUUCUUGCUCUCAAUGGAUUUACGAUGUCUUUUUGAGUUUUAGGGGUGAAGACACUCGUAAGAACUUUGUGGAACAUCUCUACGUAGGUCUGCAACAAAAAGGAAUUUACACUUUUAAAGAUGACAAGAAACUCGAGAGAGGAAAAUCGAUUUCUCCGGAACUUCUUAAAGCUAUUAAGAGAUCGAGAUUUGCAGUCAUCGUUUUCUCAAAGAACUAUGCUUCUUCCUCAUGGUGCUUGGAAGAAUUGGUGGAGAUCAUUGAAUGCAGCAAGAACGGACAAACAGUUUUGCCAGUCUUCUACAACGUAGAUCCUGCAGAAGUACGGAAACAAACAGGGAAUUUCGCAGAAGCCUUUGCCAAACAUGAUGAAAGAUUCUGCAACAACAAGGAAAAGGUGCAAAGGUGGAGGGCAGCUUUGGUGGAGGCAGCAAAUUUAAGCGGUUGGGAUUUAAACAAUACAGCAAAUGGGCAUGAGGCGAAGUUUAUCCAAGAAAUUGUUCAAGAGAUUUUUAAAGAAUUGGGGUCGACUAUACCACUAAGUGUUGCCAAGUACGAAGUGGGGUUAGUUUCCCGUGCGAAUAAAGUGAUUAGUUUGUUGGACAAUGGUUCAAAGAAUGUGCACAUUGUAGGAAUCUGUGGAGCUGGCGGAAUAGGAAAAACAACCAUUGCUAAAGCUGUUUACAAUCAAAUAUUUGAUCAAUUUGAAAGUUGUUGUUUCCUUAACAAUGUGAAAGAAGAAGCUUCAAAACAACAUGGUCUAACUUGUCUCCAAAAACAUCUCUUGAAUGACAUCCUAAUGGAAGAAGAUUCCCAGAUAUCUAAUGUUGACUAUGGAAUCUGUAUGAUAAAGAGAAGACUUUGUUACAUAAAGGUUCUUGUAGUUCUUGAUGAUGUGGAUCACUUGAAGCAAUUAGAAAGUUUAGUAGGAGGAAAUGAUUGGUUUGGUUUUGGAAGUACAAUUAUCAUAACAACUAGAGAUGAACGUUUAUUAGUAGAACAUAAAAUUGAUCAUGAAAUAUACAAGGUUGACCUAUUGAAUGACAAUGAGGCACUUGAGCUUUUUAGUUGGCACGCCUUCACAAAAAACCAUCCUGCAGAGGAUUUUUUGUUUCUCUCAUGGAGUGUAAUAAAGUAUGCCCAAGGCCUUCCAUUAGCUCUCCAAGUUUUGGGUUCUUUUUUAUUUAAGAGAAGCAGAAAAGAGUGGGAACAUGAACUAGAUAAUUUGAAAAGAAUUCCAAAUAGAGAAAUUCAUGAAGUUCUUAAGAUAAGUUUUGAUGGCCUCAAUGAUACAGAGAAGGAUCUAUUCCUCGACAUUGCUUGUUUCUUUAGAGGGUGUGAUAUAGAUUAUGUAAUGGACAUACUAGGCAGUAGUGGGUUUCACCCGCGUAUUUCAAUUCUUAUUGAACGGAACUUGGUAAUCUCAAACUGCAGCACCCUUUCGAUGCAUGAUUUGAUACAAGAGAUGGGUAAGGAAAUUGUUCGUCAAGAAUCAGUUGACGACCCCAGCAAACGUAGUAGGUUGUGGUUUCAUGAAGAUAUCUAUAAAGUAUUCAGAGAAAAUACGGCAACAGAAUCAAUUAAAGGCAUUAUGCUAAACAUUCCUCAUGGCCUUCUGUUAGAGGAGUUAUGUGUACAUGUUGAUGCCUUUGAGAAGAUGAAGAAACUUAAGCUGCUCAAGCUCAAUGGCAUACGACCUUGUGAACAUCUUACAUAUCUUUCACAUGAGCUGUGUUAUCUUGAUUGGGACGGUUACCCGGCAAGAUUUUUUCCAUCCAAUUUCUAUCCAAAAAAUCUUGUUCUCCUUCGCCUUCAUCGUAGUCAAAUUAAACAAAUAUCAAUGGGUAUCAAGUUUCUAGAGAAGUUGAAAUUUCUUGAUCUCAGUCACUCCCUAUAUUUGGACAAAAUUCCUGAUUUGUCUUGUCUCCCAUGUCUCGAGGAUUUAAAUCUUGAAGGAUGUUCAAAUCUAAUUGAGGUUCACUUGUCAAAUGGAGUUCAUGAGAGGCUUGUUAGAUGCAACCUCUCUAAAUGUAAGAAUCUGAGGAUUCUCCCAAGAAGCAUUAAUUUGAAAAAUCUUCAAUUUUUCACUCUAGCAGGAUGCUCAAAACUUGAGAAGCUUUCAGAGAUUCAAGGAAAUAUGGUUUGUUUAGAGGAGCUUCAUUUAGACGACACUGCGAUAAAAGAUUUGCCUUCAUCAAUUGAGCAUCUUGAAGGGCUUAGACGUUUAUCUCUAGAAGGGUGCCAAAAGCUUAAUAGUGUUCUAACCAACAUUUUUUCUAAAAUGAAGGAUUUAGAAUACCUUGAUAUGGGGAGGACUGCUAUUAAAAAGUUACCAUCAUCCAUUGCACAGUUGAGUAAUCUUGAGGAACUGUAUGUCAGUGGCAAUGCUUUUCAAUCACCAUCUUCGAAGAUGCCAAUUUCAGUGAUGCAAAAUACAUUUCUGCGAAAGAGAACUGGUAAUUCAACUUGUUUAGAUUUGGAACUGCUCUCUGGAUUGUGUGCUGUAACUCGUUUAAGUCUUCGGCACUGCAAUCUAACAGAAGAAUCAUUUCCGAAAGAUAUUGGCAAGCUAUCCUCAAUGCGUUAUUUAAUUCUAAGUGAAAACAAAUUUGCUAGCAUACCAGAAUGUUUCAUUCAAUUGACAAGCCUUAUGUACCUUUAUUUGGAACAUUGUACAAGCCUCCGUUCAUUGACAUCACUUCCAUCAUCUAUACGUUAUGUGAAUAUGCAUGGUUGCAAAUCAUUGGAACGGUAUCAAUUCCCACCAAGUGUACAAAAUCCAGCCGAUCGGGAAUUCAUAUUCACAGGGUGCCACAAAUUGGAUGUGGAUGGGAGGGACAACAUGCCAAAUAUAUCAUCGCAAAGUCAGCUUCAGGAACUUGGUAUAAUCAUUCUUCCGGGAAGAGAUAUUCCUCAUUGUUUUAGUCAUUGGAAUGAGGGCUCUUCAUUUUCUUUGCGGGUGGAUUUACCUUCUUACGAAAAUGUUAAAGGAAUUGUCCUCUGUGCUGCUUUGGAAAUAUUUCAUGGAAUUGAUAUCCCACAAAUUAAUUUUGAUCUCAAAAUCAAUGGUUAUUCCAUGAGCGAAUGGUUUACGUACAAUGACUUAACAGCAGGAGAUAAUGCACCACAUCACAUCUUUUUGAAACACAAAACGGAAUAUUAUGAUGAGCACUCUCGAGAGAUUCGGCCAAUUAAAAGUUUGAUGGACAACAAAUCUACACUCAGCACAGGCACUUCCAAUGCUUGUGAUGGCUGUCACAUUCAGGCUUCAGUUACAUUGAACUCCACACUACUCAAGCCAUCCAGCAAUCGAAAAGCAAAGGUCCAUAAAUUAGGUAUUCAUCUAGUAAUGGAGGAGCAAGCUUAGACAUCAAAGCAAGGUUAAUGGCAUCAUCUUUCAAGGACUUUUAGUUACUCCUUUGGCCUUGUUAGGAGUGGUGAGGAUGCUUAUUGUGAUUGUGGAGCAGCAGCAUCCUUUUAGAUGAUACUUUUGUUGUCAAUUUUGUUUGUUUUUUUUUUUUGUUGCAAUGAGAAUGGUCUGUGGACUUUGGGGCUAUUUUGUGUAUAAAGAAUUAUGUGUGGUGUUAUUUUGAUACUCGAUCUUUUGUAUAUGUGAAAAAAUAAACUCCACAUCAAUGUAUUAUUUUAAAUUAGGGAUGGAGUCAUUGACAGACGAUUCUAGAGGACCUGGUAAAACAUAAAAGGUUGUGAACGUACCAAGAAGAUAUGAAGCUUAUUGAUGGUCUUUUUGAUUUACAGAUCAAGACUCAAAAUGCUUGUCAAAGUAGGUAAGGUUCUAUUAAUACAAGAUUUUUUUUUUUUUCUAGUGGUAACAUUCUAGACUAAUUUUAAUGUACUCUAGAAGCAUAGUACAACAAUAUGUUCUACCUGUACAGUUGAUUACUGAGUUACUCAACAAAAUUUAGAUUCAAACAGAAGUACUAAAAAUUUAGAUUCCAAAUUGAAUAGCAAUUUGGAAUUUGGUUC
Cornus florida is the source of this 4168-nucleotide messenger RNA. RefSeq names its product disease resistance protein RUN1-like. The transcript is spliced from 6 exons. Gene Ontology annotation, biological process: signal transduction; defense response. The coding region runs from base 171 to 3548 and encodes 1125 amino acids. Lineage: Eukaryota; Viridiplantae; Streptophyta; Magnoliopsida; Cornales; Cornaceae. Gene Ontology annotation, molecular function: ADP binding; ATP hydrolysis activity; protein binding. The record is from RefSeq and is a predicted model, not a curated record.